Molecule: messenger RNA, 5656 nt
Organism: Cryptomeria japonica (Japanese cedar)
Lineage: Eukaryota; Viridiplantae; Streptophyta; Pinopsida; Cupressales; Cupressaceae
Product: disease resistance protein RPV1
Exons: 10
Coding region: 434-5656 (1740 amino acids)
Biological process (GO): cell surface receptor signaling pathway; defense response to fungus
Molecular function (GO): ADP binding; protein binding
Source: RefSeq, a predicted model, not a curated record
UCCACCGACCUUUGAAAGAUCACGACGACUCUGCUUGAUGAUCACAUACCUAGAUUUAGGAUACUUCCUCGCAGGAUUCCCCUAACUCUCUCAUUUACAUGGAGCAUACCAUGUCCGAAGACGAGAAAAACUUCCCAAUGGACCCACUACUUUUUGUUCUCCUUAUCUUUUUUUCUGCCGAGAAAGCGAGUUAUGAACUUUCCAGGAAGCAGCUGAGAAGAUAACAACGACUUCACAGGAAGCAGGUCGGAAGAUAACAAGGACUUUCAUUUUAGCCGUGAAGGGCAAGGCAGCCUUGCAGACGUGCUUAAACAGGUAAUGCAGUCUCUAUGUUCCAUUCUACAUACACAUUAGCUCUCAAACAGGCAGGCGUGGAGUUAUCCUAAGCGAUUCAUUCUUUCAGAUCGUCUAUUUUUCAUUUGCAUCCAUCAUAAUGGCUUCCGCAACACCCCCUGUUACGCCUGCUCAAAUUAUAGAUCAGGUUCUCAAAGCAGGCAUAAGCACGCCAGAAUAUCUCCAACAGUUAGUCACUAAUAUUGACACUCUUCUCGAUCAGUAUACUAACAAGGGGAAACAAAAAGCCACUAAUGACAAGUUGGCUUCUGCGCAAGCGGGGUUACCCUCUCCAUCCCACGUUGCCGCAUUUUCAGAAGAAGCAUCAAAAAAUGUCAAGCUUAUUUCCGAUCAGAUAUCCAAAUCCAGUGGCGACAAACAUGAUACAACAAUAUCAGUGUUAAAUGCACUUGGCAAUGUUCAUUGGGUCGGUGUGGGAUUUCUACUGGUGGCUGCAGUUAUUGAAAGGCUGGAUAAAAUAAAAGCGAACAAGAAGGAGUGCUUAGGACUUCUGAAAUCCAUGAACGAUUUGGCCAAACAAAUAUUGCAGCUUCAGCGUCUUCCGCAUCUGAAGGAAGAGAUGCAGGACAAAAUGAAGGAAUCUAUACAUCUAAUUGUGGAUGGGGUAAUCUUAUGUUAUGUACAGCAAAAAAAGAAACGUCUAGUAAGAUUGUUGGUAGCUGGAACGGAUGGAGAAGAACUUGCACACCUUCGCAAUCAAGUGGAUGAAAUGUGCAGGACGCUCCAUUCGCAAAUGAGCCUCUCUACUUUAGAUGUUGUGCACAUCAAUAUAGCACGCAGCCAACCACCGGUUCCAUUCCAUAAUUCUACAGUUGUGGGCAUAGAUCACAAGAUUACUGAAGUGAUUCAACUCCUUGAGUGGGAUAAUGACAAUCCAGUUGUGGCCGUGAUAGUACACGGCAUUGGUGGAGCCGGAAAAACUACUUUGGCAAAUCAAGUGUUUGCAUCUUUGAAUCUGCAGGCCUGGAAAUAUUCUAAAGUCACUGUUGUCAAAAAUUUAGAAUCAAAUCCUAACAUAGAAGAAAUACAAUCUGAGAUUUUAAGCGACUUGACUGGGAUAAAACAUGAUAAGGUGAGAGAUUUUCAGGAUGGACAACAAAAGCUGAAAUCGAUUAUGGAGAAAGAAGUUGUUUUCAUAUACAUCGACAACAUCUUAAAGAGAGAACAUCUGGAACAUCUUAUACCCAAGCUGAUCGACAGUCCAAAAAAAGUGAGGAUUCUUGUAACAGCAAGAAAAACAAAUGUCUCCGGAGUCUUUGAAAGCUGCAGAUUUAAACCCUGUAAAUUAUACGCCAUUGAAUCCCUGUCUGUAGAGGCAUCCCUUGAAAUUUUGUUUAGGAAAAUUGAUACUGAAAGAUACAUUGAUUCCAUGGUGGAAGAAAGGCCUCAGGCUAGGGAGAUUGCAAAGAAAUGCAGUUGCUGUCCCCUGUUUUUGGAAGUGGUGGGAGCGUAUCUCCAUAAAAGAAAUAACAAAGUUGAAGCUUAUGAAAAAGUUGUUGGCUGGCUAAGUGAUGGAAACGAUUUCAGCUGUGACAAGGAAGACUCUUUUGAGGAGUCUAGAAUUCUGUUUGCAUACCAUGAACUUGCACCCAGUGCUCAGGAGGCGUUCCUUGAUAUCUGCUCAUUCUUCUACGAUUGGGAGUGGAAUGAAGUUGCCUGCAUUGUGGGAGAGGAAGAACUGGAUUGUCUACUAGAGGGUGCUCUGGUCAAAAGAGUUAAGGAUGAAUCUAACCCUGAUGAGUCUUAUCAUCUAAGCAUUCACGAUCUUAUAUUGACAGCAGGUCGUAAUAAAUCAAAAGGCAAUCGAUACACAAGUGAAGAUGAUAUUUCUAUGGCCAUCGAGAGUGAAGGGGAUCUGGCCCAAACAAAAGGAGUUUGGCUAAAAUACAACAGAAAGCCGUUCCACGUGUCUGCAGAAUUAUUAGACACUAUGAGUAGGUCUCUACGAGUAUUAGGAAUGGAUAGCAACACAAUUGUGAGCGGGCAAUGCGGUAAACGGUUUGAUGAGUUGAGGUUUCUACAAGCGUGGAAGGUACCCAAUUUGGCCAUUGACAUGUUGAAGCUUAAAAACUUACGCUUCAUGGAUUGUUGUUUCCAGGAGAACGAAAUUUGGAGCCUACCAAUGCAUUUUUCUGGAUUGCAAGUACUCAAACUUAGGAAGAUUCGUAGAACUGAUAUACAGGCAGAGAUAGAGUUUGGGCAUCUUGCCAAAUUAAAACAUUUGGAGUUGGAAGGAUUUCAUAAUAAAGAAAUCUUAAGUUUUGUAAAGGUUUAUGGUCUACAGAAGCUAAAACUGUCGAGCAUUGAAGGUCUGAAGGAGCUCCCAGGGACAAUUGGGAAGCUCGGAUCACUACAGAAGUUACAUGUAUCCAGCUGUGAUGACCUGAUGCGGUUAGAAGAAGGAUUUGGAGAACUAAGCUCCCUUGUUGUGUUUGAGUUGACAAAUUCCAGAAGUUUGCAAGAACUCACAUGUGAUUUUAAGAAGCUAUUGUCAUUACAGUCACUCAACUUAUCCUAUUGCCCCAAUCUCCUUCGGCUACCGGAAGAGAUUGAAAACCUACCAUCCUUAAAAUUUGUAAAUGUUAAGGGCUGUAGUAUGUUGACUAGUAUGUCGAACAGGGUUUGCGAGUUGUCUUUCUGGCAGAACAGAAUAUCAUUGGAUGGUUGUAAAAGCCUAAAGGCGCUUCCCAUUGGCUUCGGUCAAUUCAGUUACCUGGAAAGUUUGUGCUUAGAUAAAUGUGAAAGUUUGCAAGAAUUGUGCGAUGGCUUUCACUGCUUGGCAGGGUUGAAGAUUUUAAAAAUGUAUGGAUGCAAGAGCUUGUCAAGGCUCCCUGAAGGUUUCGGCCAGCUUGGAUGUUUGGAAAACUUAUACUUAUCAGGGUGUGAUAAGAUACAAGAAUUGUGCAGCGACUUUGGAUGCCUUGGAGCUCUAAAAUACUUGCAUCUGUCGAAAUGCAAAAGCUUGUCAAGGCUCCCUGAAGGUUUCGGCGAGCUCGGAUGUUUGGAAAAAUUGUACUUAUCAGGGUGUGAUAAGAUACAAGAAUUGUGCAGCGACUUUGGAUGCCUUGGAGCUCUAAAAGACUUGCAUCUGUCGCAAUGCAAAAGCUUGUCAAGGCUCCCUGAAGGUUUCGGCCAGCUUGGAUGUUUGGAAAACUUAUACUUAUCAGGGUGUGAUAAGAUACAAGAAUUGUGCAGCGACUUUGGAUGCCUUGGAGCUCUAAAACACUUGGAUCUGUCGGAAUGCAAAAGCCUGUUCAAACUUCCCGAUUGUUUCAGUCAGCUUGGAUCCUUGGAUACGCUGGAUUUAUCAAUGUGCUGUAAACUGGAGGAGCUUUCUUGCGAUUUUCAUGGCCUGACAUCGCUUAUAAAACUAGACCUGUCAAAUUGUGAGAGCCUAGGUGAAAAUUGGGUGGACAAUGUGGGGUCUAUUCAGAGGUUGUGGCGGCUAAAUAUUUCACGGAGUGAAAGGAUGAUCAGGCGGUGGAUAAAAAUGCAAAAAGAAAAAGAAGAUUUGAAUUUCGUGGUGAUAACAGGCUCCUCCUGGGAGGAAACAGAGGAGGGACGGAAAGCUUUGUUAUUGAAGGCAGUGACAUCAAAGAUAUUUAACGAAGAGGGCCUAAUGAUUGACAUUCAUGGACGCCCUUUCUAUUCAUCGUCCCUUCCACUGGUCUCCUCUCUCAUCUUCAUUAUUGAUGUUGCAGAGCAUAGUAGCCGUCAAAUAGAUGGUAACUUAUUUGAAAAGGGUAUGCGACAACUAGAAAUGAAUUCAAGAGCGUGCUCAAUCCUAUAUGCCGGCAGACAUUUCAGUGCAUUACCGUCUGAGGUGACAAAGAGAAUUGUGGCUUAUACACCUCCAAGCUCUAAGACUUCCGUAUUCUUUGAUAAGGUGUCUGCUACAUUCCCCAAAAUCUCUGGAAGACAAACCUCUGUUUUCAGAGGCAGAGUUGGUUUAGAAGUAAAAGAAAUAAAAUGUCCGUCUGUAUGGGAAGAUGUGUCGUAUAUAUUAAAUGAAUCAGCUUUUCUCUCAAGAGCUCCGAGUGAAAGCAAUGUUGAAAUCCUGAGAGCCAUACUGCAAUCAGAUUUCCUCCUCAAGAAAAAUCAGCAGGUGAAGCUAGUUGAUUUACAAGGAAAAGUGAUAUUACUUCUCCAUACAAAGUUAGUCAUGCGCCAGGGGCGCUAUUCAGCGUUCAAUGAUUUCUAUAUGAAGAUCCAAAGCAGCCAUCACAAUCUCGUUGAGGUGAUCUCGGUUCCAUAUUGUCAUGAGAUGGACAAGGAAGAGUUUGAGAGAGUUGCUGCAGAUGUUCCAUGGCCAGUGGUCCCUAAUCCAUGGUUCAUUCAACCGUCAUUACGGCAUUUCUUUUCAUUAUCAGAAGUCCCAAACAAUUCAUCUUCAUGGUCUCCAACUGUGAUGGUAUUGGAUGGCAAAGGAAGAAUCUCCAACAAGAACGCAUGGGAGAUGAUAUCAAGGUGGGGAGAGGAGUCAUUUCCAUUUUCUCAGGAUCGUGAAGCAGAGCUCAGAAAAUCAGAAUGGGAGAAGAUGUGCAACUACAACCAAUUUGUUUUUCGAAGUCUGCCCUUCACUCCAACAGAGGUGAAGGAGGGGUUAGCAUGUGGAGAAAUAAUGUUGCUAUUCGUGGGUAGAGCACCUGACAUGUUGAAGUUCAGCGCUGAGGUGGAAUAUGCUCUCACCAAAUUGAAAAGUCAUUUUCAACUAUAUUAUAUCAGGCGUAAAUACCCUUUUAAAGAGUGGGGAACAAGUGAUGUAACGAGGGAGUACAACAUUCCCUACAUCUCGUGUAACGAAGGAUACAGAUUUUGGGAGCAUAUGAAGUAUCUGUACAACGAUUUAAGAAAAAUGGGAAGUGACGAAAAAGUAGUAAAAAUGAGAAAUAUGGUAUGUGGUAUUAUUAGUGCAGAGGUUGGGAGUGAAAGAGACAAGGAGAUAAGAGUAAUCGUAGUCGAUGAGAAGGGGAAGAUGGUGAGUGGGAGAGGAAAGGAGGUUGUAGAGGCACUCUUGCAGUUUGUUGAGAAUGACUCAAAAUUGCCGAGUGAAGUUAAAAUGGGAGGAAUUAGAGCAGUUUUGGAGGGGCAAAGGAAAGACGGGAUAAUCCAUUCUAAACAUCAUCCCCAUCAUAUUAUGCUUCAAAUAUGUAAACUUUAUGCACGGCCACGCUGUAGUCUAUGCUUCAAAAAGACUAAAUAUUAUUAUUAUCAAUGCAAUGUAUGUGAAAAUCAUGUAAUGUGUGAAGAAUGUAUUGUAGCAACAUCAGUGGGGAGGCCCCACUUUUACAAUACAUCAUAG